Danio rerio (zebrafish) is the source of this 1107-nucleotide messenger RNA. It is a transcript of the gene tmtops2b, whose product is annotated as teleost multiple tissue opsin 2b. Gene Ontology annotation, cellular component: membrane. Gene Ontology annotation, molecular function: G protein-coupled receptor activity. NCBI's taxonomy places the organism in Eukaryota, Metazoa, Chordata, Actinopteri, Cypriniformes, Danionidae. Gene Ontology annotation, biological process: signal transduction; detection of visible light; visual perception. The record is from RefSeq and is marked provisional.
AUGAGCGAGGAAGACCGCUUAACUCUUCUGGACGAGGACUGGAGCGACUCGCCAAUGGAGACGCUCUCACGCGCGGGCUUCAUCGCGCUCUCUGUGUUCCUGGGAUUCAUCAUGACUUUCGGCUUUUUUAAUAACCUCGUAGUAUUAGUGCUUUUCUGUAAGUUUAAGACGCUGAGGACGCCGGUUAACAUGCUGCUUCUUAACAUCAGCAUCAGUGACAUGUUGGUGUGUAUGUUCGGGACGACCCUGAGCUUCGCGUCCAGUGUGCGGGGAAGGUGGCUGCUCGGGCGACACGGCUGCAUGUGGUACGGCUUCAUCAACUCCUGCUUCGGUAUUGUUUCUCUCAUAUCCUUGGUGGUUCUUUCUUACGACCGCUACAGCACAUUGACUGUGUACCAUAAACGGGCUCCAGACUACCGCAAGCCUCUGCUGGCAGUAGGAGGCUCCUGGCUGUACUCUCUGAUCUGGACAGUGCCUCCUCUUUUAGGCUGGAGCAGUUAUGGGCUGGAGGGUGCCGGAACCAGCUGCUCUGUAUCAUGGACUCAGCGCACGGCCGAGUCUCAUGCCUACAUCAUCUGUCUGUUUGUAUUCUGCCUGGGACUACCAGUGCUUGUCAUGGUCUACUGCUAUGGGAGACUGCUGUACGCCGUCAAACAGGUAGGGAAGAUACGCAAGACGGCUGCACGGAAACGGGAGUACCAUGUGUUGUUCAUGGUUAUCACCACUGUGGUGUGUUACCUUUUGUGCUGGAUGCCGUACGGCGUCGUGGCCAUGAUGGCCACAUUUGGCCGGCCGGGAAUCAUCUCACCUGUGGCCAGUGUGGUUCCCUCUCUCCUCGCCAAGAGCAGCACGGUCAUCAACCCACUCAUAUACAUCCUCAUGAACAAACAGUUCUACAGGUGUUUCCGCAUCUUGUUCUGCUGUCAGAGAAGUUUGCUACAGAACGGUCACUCCUCCAUGCCCUCCAAGACCACCGUCAUCCAGCUGAACCGCAGGGUCAACAGUAACGCUGUAGCCUGCACCGCUCAGAUCUCCACCGGGACUCACAACCAUGAUUGCAGCACUCACGUCACAGAGAGGAGCAACCCUCCAGAGGUCAUUCCAUGA